UCAUGGCGGCAAGAAUUAGAUUUUAGUUCGAACAUGUUCUUCAUUUCAUAUUGCAAAAAAGUUAAAAUAUUAAAACUAUAAUUAAAUUGUAUAAAAUUUAAAAUUUGAACCUAUAUUGGCAAAUUAUUAUUCCGAACUUUUUUUGAAAGCAUAGCCAGAAUGUUGCGAAAAAACAAGCCAAUUUUGUAUGAUCCGCUUAUUAUUCAAAGGGUCAAACAAUAUUUAGAAGAAAAUGUCCACCAAACAUACGUUGAUGUUUCGGUAAUGGCGAAACAACUGCAGGAUAGAUACCGAGAAUACAAUAGAAGAAAAUCGGGACCGUUUCGUCUUUUAGUUGAACAAGCUUAUAAAACAGUAUUGCAUAGUUAUGGCUUGGAUAGCAAUCCUUCAAGUGAUGAUAACAAUUCUGAAGUUGAAAUGAUGGACGAUAAUUCAACAAACUCAAAUCAAAUGAAUAACAUGCUUACUAACUUGUAUAAUAAGGGUAAUAUUAAUAGAAAUACAACAGGAAAUGUACCAAACCUGUCUUCAAAUGCUGAUAAAGCUAUCGACAUAAGCAGUGAUGAUAGUGAAGAUGACAAUGGUGGCACAAAUGGAAAGCCACCAGAUAAUUCUGCUCUGAAGUUAUCUAAAGAAGUUCUAGUUACAAAAUUAGCAGUUAAUGAUGCAGCACAGUCCAACAAAACCUCCAAUCAAAAUCCUGCAAAGAUUACUGUCACACCAGACUUACCACGUGUAGGGUUACUUCAUCUGAAAACUACAUCGCAACCUCCAACGGCAACUACAGAGAAAAGUGCAAGUAAGAAGCGCAAGUUAGAAACAUUAUUACAGCAAAAUGAAUGGCCAAAUUCUACAGGUAAUGGGCAUAUUCCGAAAAAUUUUUUAAAUUCUAGCCACAUGACUCGAGGUAGAAGAUUCAAAAAAGAAAUAAUACCGGAAACCGCACAAUUCACUUUUUCGCAAAUUGGGGGACAAGAAAAAAUUUUGAAGGAAUUAUGUGAACUGCUUUUUCAUUAUCGUAAUCCUCAAAUUUAUUACCACAUUGGUUUAUCAGCUCCAAGAGGCAUUUUAUUACAUGGACCCACCGGAUGUGGAAAGUCAAUGCUUGCAGAAGCUAUAGCUGGAACUUUGGAACUUCCAUUAUUACGUGUUCCAGCAACUGAACUAAUCGCUGGACUUUCUGGUGAAUCAGAAGAGCGGAUACGUGAAGUAUUUGAACAGGCCGCCUACUUUGCCCCAUGUGUUUUAUUUAUAGAUGAGAUAGACGCCAUUUCGUCAAAUCGAAUAAAUGCACAGAAAGAUAUGGAAAGGCGAAUUGUAUCACAAUUAAUAAGUAGCUUAGAUGGACUUGAAAAUAUGGAGAACGGUGAUUUGGUUUUAAUUAUUGGAGCGACUAAUAGACCGGAAGCACUAGAUCCUGCGUUAAGAAGAGUUGGUCGAUUUGAUCAUGAAAUAGCUUUGGGAAUUCCAGAUAGAAAGGGACGUGAAGAGAUUUUAAGGGUUAUAUGUGAGAAAUUAGUGUUGGAAGAAAAUUUUGAUUACGAUAAAAUAGCUGAACUUACACCUGGUUUUGUUGCCGGUGAUUUGCAAGCAUUAGCAUUUCGGGCUGCUUCAAUUGCCGUUAAACGUAAAUAUUUCACACAAAUAAGAAAAAGGCAGGCUGAGCUUGAGAAAAAUAUUGAAAUAGUAGAUCUAUUAGACGAAAAUCCAGGAGAAAAUGAUCAGAUAAAUACGAAAGAGAACAAGGAAACUGAAUCAGCAGAAGAAAAUCAAACAGAAAAACAGGAAAAAACUGAAAGUAUUGAAAAAAAAUCAGAUGAAAAUGAACCAAAAAGCCAAACAGAAUCUCUUGACACAAAUGCUAUGGAUGUAGAUGAAGACAAAGCAAAUGAAGAAAAUAAAGAAACAACUCAAGAUAAAGAAACAGGCACAAAAAUCAGUGAAAAUACUGAAUUGUCAAAGAAAGAAGAGGAAACGGUUGCUUCCAAAGACAGUGAAGCACUCAAAACAGAUAAAAAGCUCGUUGAAAUACCUCAUACAAAGAAGGAUCCGUCUUUGUUGGAACUACUACAUUGGCUUCAUGGAGCUUUCUGUGACAUAAAAGAAAAAGAUUUAAGCGAUUUAUGCUUAAAAAUGACCGAUUUUACAGAUGCUGUUAAGAUUUUGCAACCGUCAGCCAAAAGAGAAGGAUUUAUAACUGUCCCUGAUGUUACGUGGGAUAAUAUCGGUUCGUUAAAAAACAUUCGUAGCGAAUUGCAAUUAGCUGUUUUGGCGCCGGUAAAAUACCCAGAAAGAUUGAAAGCAUUAGGGCUGACUACUGCUUCUGGUGUAUUACUUUUUGGUCCACCGGGCUGCGGCAAAACAUUGUUAGCAAAAGCUAUUGCGAAUGAAGCUGGAAUUAAUUUUAUAUCAGUUAAAGGUCCAGAAUUAAUGAAUAUGUACGUUGGUGAGUCUGAAAGAGCGGUAAGAACAUGUUUCCAGAGAGCAAGAAACUCAGCUCCGUGUGUUAUAUUUUUCGAUGAAUUUGACUCAUUAUGCCCCAAAAGAUCAGAAGGGAAUGAAAGUGGCUCGGGGACGAGAAUCGUGAACCAAUUAUUAACCGAAAUGGAUGGUAUAGAAGAUCGAAAAGGAGUGUAUUUAUUAGCUGCAACCAAUCGCCCAGAUAUUAUUGACCCAGCUAUUUUAAGGCCCGGACGUUUGGACACUGUUUUGUAUGUUGGUUUUCCUGAGCGGAAAGAUAGAAUAGAAAUUUUGGAAGCAUUAACGAAAAAUCGUUCUAAACCAUUACUUGAUGAAAGUGUACAUUUUGAUAACAUUGCUGAUCUGACAGAUGGAUUUACUGGCGCAGAUUUAGCGGGUCUUUUGAGACAAGCAUCCUUCAUAGCCUUAAGAGAUUCUAUGAACAUUGUACAAAUAAAACCAGAGGACUUGAAAUUAACAUUGCAACAUUUCUUAGAUGCAUUAAGAUUAAUUAAACCUUCAGUUAGUCCAGAAGAGCGAAGAAUUUAUGAAAAUCUAAGAUUAAAAUAUGCUGCACCUAGGAGCAAUACAAAAUAAAAAUAUAAAUAGAGUCAUCAACAGAAAAUGAAUGUUAUAUGUUGUCUCUUUUUAUGAACUUUGGAAUUAAUUUUAAUAAAAAGCAUUAAGACAGAUAUUUAAAAAUAUGUUCAUUUUUAUAUAAAAAAUAUCU
Condylostylus longicornis is the source of this 3190-nucleotide messenger RNA. RefSeq names its product nuclear valosin-containing protein-like (gene smid). The record is from RefSeq and is a predicted model, not a curated record. Gene Ontology annotation, molecular function: preribosome binding; ATP hydrolysis activity; ATP binding. Gene Ontology annotation, biological process: ribosome biogenesis. Gene Ontology annotation, cellular component: nucleus. NCBI's taxonomy places the organism in Eukaryota, Metazoa, Arthropoda, Insecta, Diptera, Dolichopodidae. Bases 160 to 3057 code for a protein of 965 amino acids. The transcript is spliced from 2 exons.